UUUCAGAAUGUUUCAAGGGGGAGGUGGAGGCUAAACAGUGAAAGUCGUCUGUUCAGUCUGAAACCAAUAGAAGGAAAGAGACUAGAAGGCAAAUCUGAUGAAUUAGGACUGAAGAUUACAAGUGAAGAGUCAAAAAACAAAAAACCUUGAACAAUUGAUCUGAUUCACCAGAGGAAGUUAGACCUUUCCUGGAAUGACUUCAGGAGAAGAGGCAGGGUUGGCCAUGAGUCUGGUCAAUGAGGUCACCUGUCCACUGUGCUCCUCCCUCUUUGUGGACCCAGUCAGACUCGAUUGUGAACACAACUACUGCCGGCAGUGCAUCAUAGAUUACUGGAAAAAGGGAGAGAGGAGGGAGCAGGGAGAGGUCAAAGAAAGGAGCAAUAGUGGAUUCACCUGCCCUUUAUGUUGUGAAAUUUUCCCCCAGUUUACCUUAAAAGGCAACAAGCUCCUUGCCACUAUCGUGGACAGAGUUCGUGGCUUGGGAAUGCACAACCACAAGGUUCUGCUAGAGGGAACCAGAAAGUGCCCUUCUUCUAUGAGUGCAUUGGCAAGGACGGGAGAAAAGGAGGGAAGAAGAGGACUGUGUACAGUCCACUCGGAGCCCUUGAAGAUGUACUGUGAGGAAGAGCGGAUAGGGAUUUGUGUGGUGUGUGCUGUCUCCAAAGAGCACCGCACCCACAGACUGGCGCCCAUAGAGGAGGUUUUGAUGCAGUGUCAGGAGAAUUUCCAAAUGACUGUGAAACAUUUUGAGAGCCAGAAGGAAGAAAUUAAGAAGCUUCACCAUAAGUGUGAGGACGAAAUCCAAGAAAUCAAGUCCCAGUCUGUUUCCCUCCAAGCCCAUCUCGUCCAAGAGACCGACACCCUGCUGCAUGGCAUCGUGAGGGAACGGGAGAGGCUGUGCUCCAUGCUGCAGAAAGACACCGAGAGGCUGCUGGCCCUCAGGCAGAAAGCCGUGUCUCACCUCUCACAGGAAACUGACACACUGGCCCAGGACAUUACCUCACUCAAUGCCAGAUUUGAGGAAGAAGGGCAUGAUCCUGCAUCACUGAUCAACGAUGUUCAAGAAGUGACAGUGAGAAUGAAAGCACAGUUUGGAGUGCUGGGUGAUGAUGUCACAGAGUGGUUUGACCUGGGAAUCUAUAAAGGGCCCAUUCAAUACUUUGUAUGGAAGAAAUUAGAAGAAGUCAUUCAACCAGGUCUCUGCUCUUUGACACUUGACCCAGCUACUGCCAAUCCAUUCCUCUCUCUCUCCAUUGACCUCACAACUGCCCGCUAUAGCCACACCCCCAAGGAAGCUUCGGCCAUGGGAGAGGCCCACUUUGAGUUCAGCCCAUGCGUGCUGGCCAAAUGUGGCUUUUCCUCAGGACGUCAUUACUGGGAGGUAGAGGUGGGAGACCAGCCAGACUGGGAUGUGGGUGUGGCCAGUGAAACAGCUGAGCGGGAUGGCUGGGUGGUACUGACCCCUGAAAAUGGGUACUGGACUGUGGGCAACAAGGGGGUGAGGAGGGUUGGUGUGUACCUAGAUUAUGAGGCAGGCCAAUUGUCAUUUUACAACACAGAAAACAUGAGUCCACUGUUCUCUUUCUUGGGGGAAAAUUUCAAAGAUACCUUGUAUCCAUUCUUUUACCCCAGUGCUGAUUCCAACGCCCAGCCUCUCAAGCUGCUAAAUCCAAGAUCUUAAUGGUGGGUACAAACCACUGCUAAUUUCUGUCUGAGCUAACAGACACAAUCUGUUCAAUCGCACCUUCCUGCAAAACUGACAUGUUAUCUGGCAUAUCAAUACCUUGAACAUUUUUCCUUUUCUUGUGCAAGAUUCCCAGCAUGCAAUAAAUGCCUUAUUUGCUUUGAUGGAUUUACAAGUAUCUCCAGAAAGUUUACAUUGUGACUUACUGUCCAUAAUGCAAAACCUUACCAUGCUGAACAUUUGUAUGCCUUCCUGCUGAAUUUUGUUUUCUGUCAAAUAUGAACCAUAUAUUUCAUGCCAUAUUUUAUUUAAAUCAUUGGGUUUUUUUUAAAUGUAGUUUUGUGUUUUGUGACAAUUAAAAAGAGCCUAUUAAUUCAUGGGUCAGAAUUCAAAAUAAUGAUUCAGGUAUGAAAAAAGUCAGUUGGCAUGUUUUAUCAAAACGUAAUAAGAACAAAUUAUGUAACAAUAUAACAUUAUAAUGAUAACCAGAAGCAAUUAUUAUGACUGUGACCAAAUUGGCACUUUUUGUUUUCAAUAUUAAAGCCGAAAAUAAAACAACCAAAUGUAUUUUAUGUGUGUGUGUGUGUGUGUGUGUGUAUACAUACACCGGUCAGCCACAACUUUAAAACCACCUGCA
This is a messenger RNA of Conger conger (European conger), 2321 nucleotides long. Its product is annotated as zinc-binding protein A33-like. The record is from RefSeq and is a predicted model, not a curated record. NCBI's taxonomy places the organism in Eukaryota, Metazoa, Chordata, Actinopteri, Anguilliformes, Congridae. The coding region runs from base 194 to 1681 and encodes 495 amino acids. Gene Ontology annotation, molecular function: protein binding; zinc ion binding. The transcript has 7 exons.